Durio zibethinus is the source of this 1985-nucleotide messenger RNA. Its product is annotated as putative arabinosyltransferase ARAD1. Gene Ontology annotation, molecular function: glycosyltransferase activity. The record is from RefSeq and is a predicted model, not a curated record. NCBI's taxonomy places the organism in Eukaryota, Viridiplantae, Streptophyta, Magnoliopsida, Malvales, Malvaceae.
UAUUUAUUUGCUAGAACUUAUAAGGAAUAAAGUAUACGGUGUUGAUUUUUUUUUUUUUUUUGGGGUUUUGUUUUGCUUGAAGUAUGGAUUAAGGUAAAUGCUUUGUGUCUUCGGAAACUAACCGAAAGGACAAUAAGGAAAAACAUCAUCAGACAUCAAAGAACAGUUAAAAAAACAGUAAGCAAAACAAAGGGCGAUCUCUUUGUCUUUCUCUCGAUCGAAACUCACCUUUCAGAACAAUGUACGGGAAAGCUGCAAUUGGUUUAACGUUCGUGAUUCUCUUCCUGAUUUCGUGUUCAAUCUAUGUCGGAACCGUUGAUCUCAGAUCAUACUUCUUCCCCUUACUUCAGUCAUCCCCGGUUCCACGCUCCCUCUGUGCAAACGGCCGUCCUUUUCGGGUUUACAUGUACGAUCUUCCUAGGAAAUUCCACGUCGGCAUGAUGGAUCGUCGGGGCUCCGAGGAAGCGGCUCCCGUUACCAUGGAGAAUUUGCCUCCGUGGCCCCCAAAUGGAGGGAUAAGAAGGCAACACAGCGUGGAGUAUUGGCUGAUGGCCUCGCUUCUUUAUCACGGCGACGGCGAAGAAGAAAGGGAGGCGGUUAGGGUUUCGGAUCCCGAAACUGCGGACGCGUUUUUUGUGCCAUUUUUUUCCUCGUUGAGUUUUAAUACGCACGGCCAUAGCAUGACUGAUCCUGAGACGGAGGUCGAUCGCCAACUACAGGUUGAGUUACUUGAAUUCUUGCAAAAAUCCAAGUACUAUCAAAGAUCUGGAGGCAGAGACCAUGUAAUUCCUAUGACACAUCCAAAUGCUUUCAGAUUUCUUCGACAGCAGUUGAAUGCAUCUAUUCUUAUUGUUGUAGAUUUUGGCCGCUAUCCUAGAAACAUGUCAAGUUUAAGCAAAGAUGUGGUUUCUCCAUAUGUACAUGUUGUGGAUUCCUUCACAGAUGAUGACCCUUUGGACCCAUAUGAAUCUCGAACCACACUUCUUUUUUUCAGGGGAAAUACUGUCAGGAAAGAUCAAGGCAAAAUUCGAGUCAAACUGGCAAAGUUGUUGGCUGGUAGUGGUGAUGAUAUUCAUUACGAAAAGAGCAUAGCAACUUCAACAAAUAUUAAAAUGUCUACUGAGGGGAUGCGCUCGUCAAAGUUCUGUCUGCAUCCUGCGGGGGAUACACCUUCUUCUUGCCGACUAUUUGAUGCUAUUGUGAGCCAUUGUGUUCCUGUAAUUGUCAGUGACAGAAUUGAGCUUCCCUACGAGGAUGAAAUUGACUACAUGGAAUUCUCAAUUUUCUUCUCUAUGAAGGAGGCAUUAGAACCUGGCUAUUUGGUCAGUCAGUUGCGUCAAUUUCCAAAGGAUAGAUGGGUUGAAAAAUGGAAGCGGCUUAAGAAUAUUGCCCAUCAUUACGAAUUCCAGUACCCUCCAAAGAAGGAAGAUGCUGUCAAUAUGUUGUGGAGACAGGUAAAGCACAAGCUUCCGGGGGUUCAACUAGCUUUACAUAGAAGUAGAAGGUUGAAAGUUCCAGAUUGGUGGCGGCGGAGGAGAUGAUUUCAGAACCUUGUUUUAUGACACUGAACAUCACAAUCCUUUUUUUUUUUUUUUUCAUUUAUGGAGACCUCAUUGCGGGAACAAGCAAAAGGUGCGCAGAAGUCACAAGCUAACAUCAUGGGCCAGCUUUACCGUCCUGAUGAGUUACCGUGUGUGGUUUCAAUUUUUUCCCUCCAUAUUUUCCAGCAUUAUAGUAAACGAGGUAGUCUAUUAAGAUUUAUCCUCAUUUUUUUGUCUGGCAACAGCUAAUAAUGUUUUUCAUCAUUUGGUAGUGCGGAAGUUAUAGAUAUUGUAAAGACAUAGGAUUUACAAUCUAGAAACAUGUGAAAGGUUUUCCUGAAUAGUUCUAAUUUUUGCAUUCAGAUAUUCUGUAAGGUCAUUCAGUGAAGUUAUCAAGCUAAUUCAUGUACCAGAGAAAACUUGAAACUUUUUUAACUGUGAAAA